AUGUUCAUGUUUAUGUAGUCUAUUACUGAUACAUUUGACUGAUGAAUAACAAUACAUACAGUGAUUUACUCCACGAUGGAGCCGUUAGUAGUUGCUAUGGUUACACUCAUAUGAAAACAACUUUUUCCGUUAGCGUUUGUCUGCUAAACAUAUACUCCAUGACCAUGCAUUUGAACUAAAACCAUUAUGUUUUUUAGGGGGGUUCGAGUGUUAAAUCGAGGAACCUGAUUCCCUCAACCCCCCGAUUGUUCGCAACCUCGUACAGUUAGCAAACUCAUUCAUAUAAACAGUUCGACUGUCACAUGUGGGCGGUGCUCGCUGUAACUUCAGAGUGACGUGAUGAGGCUGGUCUUGGUCAAACCUACCAAUGAAACGGGCCUCCUUGACUCCACCGGGGCUGCGCGGAGCGAAAGGGUGCCGGAUCAUUGCAACGCAAAGCGGCACUCCGCCGCAGGUGAGGCGGGGAUGCAGCAUCGCUACUCGGGAGCCGUCCAUCAGCACCACCACCAGCACGCGGAGCACAGGGGUGGCCCUAGACAAACCGCACUCCCCUUGCCAAAACACAGCCAAGAGAGUCUGCCCAGCCCUUUCAGUCAGGAAGCACCAGUCAAAAGCCAAGGGAGCAACCCAAGUCUCGCAGACUGUUCGAAACCCAGCCUAAGUCGGCAGCAGAGUGUUGGAGGGGCUGCCAAAACUGCGAAUUGCCAACAAGAUCAUCACUGUUCGUGCAGCUGCGAAUCGCACGAGCAUCAGCAGCUGUUGCAGCAUCAGCAUCACAAGCCUCCACCUUCCCUCCAGCUACAGGUCCAGCAGCAGCGGCUGUUGAGGAGCAGCCUGCCCAACUGCUGCGUGAGGGGAUCCGCGGAGCUGAGAAGUCAGCAGCCGCAGCAGCGAGACAGCGUCAGCCUGAGAUCCGGCGAUCCAGCUCAUCACGCCCGUGCAUGCACGCCUGAUAGAUGCCAGGGAGCCAGGAACUCCGUUUCUCCGCGGAGUAAAAGCAGCCCGCUGUCGUCUGACAGUCGCCUGUGGCUCGAGGAGAAUAAACACAGACACGAAGGCUAUAAGGUGAAUGCGGAUGCCAACAGGCUGAGCCAUGCUGGAUCGCGGCCUUCCCUGUCCCACGGCGGCCCACAGUAUCCUCAGAUAGCCAUGAACAGCUGCAAGUACAAUGGGGGCAUAGUCAGACCACUCGGCAGUCUGGGGGCGUCCCGGAGGAACCUCGCAGAGCUGGACUCUGAGACUCAGCCUUUGCAGACGCUGCACACGUCUGGUCUGGAGGUAGUGGUCUCCAAAGGGAACGGGGAAGAUCCUAGUAAGCAGUCUAGUGAGAACCUGGUGACGCAGAGACCGUGCAGCGCGCCGCAUAAGAAGAACAAGGACAUUGGCUAUAAACUCGGCCAUCGGAGGGCGCUGUUCGAGAAGCGCAAGCGCCUUAGUGACUACGCCCUGAUCUUUGGGAUGUUUGGGAUUGUUGUGAUGGUGACGGAGACUGAACUCUCCUGGGGAGUUUAUACAAAGGAAUCCUCAUAUUCAUUUGCACUGAAAUGCCUUAUUAGCCUCUCCACUGUAAUUCUACUCUGUCUGAUCAUUAUGUACCACGCAAGAGAGAUCCAGCUCUUCAUGGUGGACAAUGGAGCAGACGACUGGCGGAUUGCCAUGACGUACGAGCGGAUCCUCUUCAUCGUUCUGGAGCUGCUGGUGUGCGCCAUCCACCCCAUCCCAGGCCAGUAUGUGUUCACGUGGACGGCGCGCCUGGCCUUCACCUACUCGCCAUCGGUGGCGGACGCAGACGUGGACAUCAUCCUGUCCAUCCCCAUGUUCCUGCGCCUCUACCUGAUCGGCCGCGUGAUGCUCCUUCAUAGUAAACUCUUCACAGACGCCUCGUCGCGCAGCAUCGGAGCCCUCAAUAAAAUCAACUUCAACACGCGCUUCGUCAUGAAGACCCUCAUGACCAUCUGCCCCGGCACCGUCCUGCUGGUCUUCAGCAUCUCGUCCUGGAUUAUCGCCGCCUGGACUGUGCAUGUCUGCGAGAGAUAUCACGAUAAAGUGGAAGUCACCAGUAACUUCCUGGGAGCCAUGUGGCUGAUCUCCAUAACCUUCCUGUCGAUCGGGUAUGGAGACAUGGUGCCUAACACAUACUGUGGGAAGGGAGUGUGUCUCCUCACAGGAAUCAUGGGGGCCGGGUGCACUGCUCUCGUGGUGGCUGUCGUAGCCAGAAAACUAGAGCUCACCAAGGCUGAAAAGCAUGUCCAUAACUUUAUGAUGGACACUCAACUCUGCAAAAGAGUGAAAAACACGGCUGCUAAUGUACUCAGGGAAACAUGGCUAAUCUACAAACACACAAAGCUUGUGAAGAAGAUUGACCAUGCCAAGGUCCGCAAGCAUCAGCGCAAGUUCCUGCAGGCCAUUCACCAACUUCGAAGUGUGAAGAUGGAGCAAAGGAAACUGAAUGACCAAGCAAACACGCUGGUGGACUUGGCAAAGACACAGAAUGUGAUGUAUGACCUGGUAUCAGAACUGCAGGAGCGCAGCGAGGAACUUGAAAAGCGAAUCGGUCACCUCGAGACAAAACUGGACUCCAUAAACAGCAGUCUGCAGGCUCUGCCCGGCCUGCUCUCACAAGCCAUACAGCAGCAGCAGCACCACCUGCUGGACGGGCUGACCCAGCGCGGAUUCACCCUCACGAGACCCUCCUCGCAGACCUCCGAACGCUCCUGGGCGUCCUCAGUGCACCGGCGGAGAUCACCCUCUACCGCACCACACACGUCCUCAGAUAGCGGCUAGCACGCUCUCACACACUCGAAACCAUACUCGAAACCUACACACACACUCCCACACACCUCUGUCAUCAACUAACACUGCUAAAUAUACUUUUAGUACUAAAACGUUAAACCAAGAAUGAUUCCUUUCAACACACCACACUGGAAUAAAAUGUAACGAAUUAACACAUCAUGGUAGAGAUAUGGUUUAUGUUUAGCCAUUGUAUGGCUGUUUAAAGUUAGCUUUUUUGUAAAGCCCUUGUAUAGUAUGGACUGGAUUCUGACUGCAGGGGGUGGAAUGGAUUUUAUAUAGAGAGAUCUAGUUUCGAAGCAUAGCAUGAAAUGGAGCUAAACCCCUGAAAAUACUGACGACUGAGAAGAAAGGAAAAAUGUAAGAGGUCACCUGAAAAAUUGCUGUUUGGAACAGCAUACUAGCAUAUUACUUGUUGCUGCUGCGGCAUAUAUUUGUAUUCAAAAAAGUCCAUAUACAUAAAACGCCCUACUUACAUUUGUCAAUCAUAUUCCACAAUGCAAUGCACUCAACGUAAUGUCAGACUAGUAUUUUAACAUCGGUUUUUGGAUCAGUCAGUAAUUGGAAUACUUUAAGAUCAAUUGAAUUAACCCUCUGGUUAUCUUUGGUCCAUUUUUUAAUUUUAGAUAUUUGUGGCACUUAAAGACGUAGUUCACACAUAAAAUAAAACUCACCCUUGUUGCAAAUGAGUUUGAGUUUCUUUCAUCUGUUAAGAUAUCUUGAAAAAAACUUUAAACAAUUGACUUGAAAAGACAAAUGGAAGUUAGCAGAAACAGGUUUGUAGUCAAUAUAUCUUCUUUGUGUUUUAAAAAAUAAAGAAACUCAAACUGAUUUGCAUAAAGUAAAGGACGAGUUAUAUUUGUGAGUAAAUGAUGACAGAAUUUCAUUUCUUUGGGUGAACCUACCUUUAAUAUACACUACCUGACAAAAGUCUUGUUAUCAAUCUAAGAGCCACAAAUAAUAACUUGACUUCUAAGUGAUCAUUUGGAAAAGUGGCAGAAGGUCGACUGUUGAACUGCAUCCCAGUCAUCACAAAUACUGCAGAAGACAUAUUGCAACCCGCAUAGACCCGAGAUUCUCACAAAAAUCAGUCAAGUUUGGUGAAGGAAAAAUCAUGGAUUGGGGCUACAAUCAUUAUAGGGACGUGCGGGAGAUCUGCAGAGUGGAUGGCAACAUCAACAGCCUGAGGUAUCAAGACAUUUGUGCUGCCCAUUACAUUACAAACCACAGAAGAGGGCAAAUUCUUCAGCAGGAUAGUGCUUCUUCUCAUACUUCAACCUCCACAUCAAGGUUCCAGAAAGCAAAGAAGGUCAUGGUGCUCCAGGAUUGGCCAGCCCAGUCACCAGACAAGGACAUUAUUGUGCAUGUCUGGGGUAAGAUGGAGGAGGCUUUGAAGAUGAAUCUAAAGAAUCUUGAUGAACUCUGGAAGUCCUGCAAGAACGCUUUCUUUGCCAUUCCAGAUGAUUUUAUUAGUAAGUUAUUUGAGUCAUUGCAGAGAUGUAUGGAUGCAGUCCUCCAAGCUCAUGGGAGUCAUACACAAUAUUAAUUCUUUUUCCACUGCACUAUGACUUUAUAUUCUAUACUGUACAUUAUUUCUGUUAAGUGACAAGACUUUUGUCUAAGCAAAGUCAGACCUUACUGUCCUAAUUAAAUAAUUAAAAAUUAAGGCAUGAUCAUAUUUUAUUUAGCUAAAAGAAGCAUAAUCUAGAGGGCUUUCCCUUUCAUAUAAGCCACUUCUGACCCUAAAUAAUUAACUAGAAGUCAAGUUAUUUGUUGUUCCUAAAACUUGGAUAGGCGACAAGACUUUUGUCAGGUAGUGUAUAAAUGUAAUAAAAAAUAAAUAAAAAAAAAACACGAACAUGAUGAGAACUGGCUAAAUGAACUUGACAUUAUUCACACUUGUAAUGACAAGUGUAUAAGUUCUAUAUAAAUGAGAAUAUAGAAAUCCAAAUGUCUAAAUGUAGUGUUUGCACCUUAAAAGAAGGUUUUCCAUUUAUUUAAUUUAAACCCCUUAUUAAACCACUGAUGAUAAUAUCAAUUUCUUUCCAGUAUUUCUAAUAUCGUCUAGCACCGACAUCCCCUCCAAAUACAAAAUAUUAAAUAAAGCAACAAAUACAGUUUGUUAUUUGGAUUAAUAUUGCACCUUUUAGUCUGUCAGUGUGAGUCCCAAGUGAGGAGAAACCAGAGGGUUAAAAGUUUUCCAAAAUCCAAGUGGGAAGUAACUUGUUUUUAUGACAACAAUAAUGUCCAAUUUAGAGAUUUGGAUAAGAAGUAAACAGUGUGCAGUGUUUGCUGUGCAGCGUUCAGUAAGUACUAUGCUGGUAUUAUAUUCUGUUGGAUAGAAUUGUCAUUGAAUUAUUGAGCUCAUAAGAGCAAUGGAAGGGCUUUUGGAAGAAUAGGGGCUUAAUUUAUUCAGACAUUUAAAAAAUGUGGGCAGUGCAGUGGCUCAGUGGUUAGCACUGUUGCCUCAUAACAAGAAGGUUGCUGGUUUGAGUCCUGGCUGGGCCAGUUGGGAUUUCCAACAUAGGCUCAUUCUGAAAAUGUAACCCUAUAUACAUUUCUGGAGAUCAGGAAAUAUGUAGCCAGAGUUAUGUAUGGCUGCAUUUCAUCUUUAAAACGAACGCUACGGGGUGGUAUGACGUCAUUCCUUUUCUUGCUUAACAGCUGACCGAUUACCUUCAUAUGGACGGCUUUUCCGCUGUUACAAGUUUGUCCGGUAGCUCGACAUGUACGUUGGUGGACUUGAGACGCAGAGAGAAGUUGACCACGACAGUGGGGUUUGAGUCCAGUGAAGAACUGUUUCAGAAAGUGGGUAAGACAAAUACAAAAGCUAAAAACUAAAAUAAACAAAUAACAGGGUGAGAAUGUGGUAAAAUCUGAAAACGUGGUAAAAAUCAGGGUUCUUUUCUUUUUCUGGAUUGCUUUUUAAAACACUGCAGUUGGGUGG
Danio aesculapii is the source of this 5737-nucleotide messenger RNA. It is a transcript of the gene kcnn1b, whose product is annotated as potassium intermediate/small conductance calcium-activated channel, subfamily N, member 1b. Gene Ontology annotation, biological process: potassium ion transmembrane transport. The coding region runs from base 340 to 2784 and encodes 814 amino acids. The transcript has 9 exons. Gene Ontology annotation, molecular function: small conductance calcium-activated potassium channel activity; calmodulin binding. Gene Ontology annotation, cellular component: neuron projection; neuronal cell body; plasma membrane. The record is from RefSeq and is a predicted model, not a curated record. Lineage: Eukaryota; Metazoa; Chordata; Actinopteri; Cypriniformes; Danionidae.